AAACAACACACACACACGAGAGCGCGAGAGUGGUGAUGAAUUCGGGGUGCUCGUGAGCCCGUUCAUAAGAAACAAACAAACAAAACAACAACACCGCAGUUAUUAUUGUUGUCGCUGCUGUGGAGAGGAGCUUCUUUCUUUUUUCUUUUUUUCUUUUUUUUUUGUUUCUCCGAGAAUACGCGCAAAAUAUCGCGGUGUUGGUGAGGUCGCACAGCCAAGGAGAUUAUCCACCGGAGAGAGGGAGCCGCGACGGGGCUGGAAACCGGAGCACCAAUCCCGGAUGGCUAGGCGCGGCUGCUCGCUCGCUCUCCCUCCCUGACCCCCGGGAAGAGACGCAACAGCGGACCGCCGGGCUGGAAGACGGAGCAGGAGAAGAACCGAGAGGCUCCGGUUCGGGGCAACUUGACAUGUUUUAUUCGGGAAUUUUGCGGGACCGAGCGUAAACAAACACAAGGCUCGGGUGGGAGAGAGAGAGAGAGUGUUCAGACCACUGAAGGGUGUGAGUCUGCGUGGUUGCUGCGUUUUUUUUUUUCUCUCUCCCCCUCUUCUCUCCCCCAAGCCCAUUACAGAUCCAUUAUCUGUGCAGUUCCAGCGUCUCUGUGGACGACACCGUGUUCUGAUAUGGUCGGACUAGACUGAGGAGCCAGCGGCAUUAUGGGAUGUAGCAGGACUGUGCAGUGACCCCCGCUCAUUGGAAGGAAACACUGUGUGUACAGGAGCAGGAACAGGCAGACGAGCCUAAACACACACACACACACACACACACACACACACACACACACACACACACACACCCUCAUCCCGUCAUAGACACACACUCCUGCAGCCAUGCCUGUGUUCAGUGGCCUGCUCAAGGUAAGAGUGUGUGAGGCGGUGGACCUGAAGCCCACCCCAUGGGCCCUGCGUCACGCUGUGGGCAAGAGCGGCUCCUUCCUGCUGGACCCCUACCUGGCCCUGAACCUGGACCAGACCCGGCUAGGCCAGACCGCCACCAGGACCAAGACCAACAGUCCCGCCUGGCACCAGGAGUUCUGCACCGAGGUCCGGGAGGGAAGGAGCCUGGAGCUGUCCGUGUUCCACGACGCGCCCAUCGGGUACGACGACUUCGUGGCCAACUGCACCAUCCAGCUGGAGGACCUGCUGCAGAACGGAACCAGGCACUACGAGGACUGGAUUGACUUGGAGCCGGAGGGGAAGGUGUACGUGGUCAUCGAUCUGUCCGGAUCCUCCACUGAGGCUUCGGGAACCAACGACAAUGAGGAGCGGGUGUUUCGCGAGAGGAUCGGCCCUCGCCGGCGGCAAGGCGCCGUCAGGAGACGCGUCCACCAAGUCAACGGACACAAGUUCAUGGCCACCUACCUGAGACAGCCGACCUACUGCUCACAUUGCAGAGAUUUUAUCUGGGGUGUGCUGGGGAAGCAGGGAUACCAGUGUCAGGUUUGCACGUGUGUCGUCCACAAGCGCUGCCACGAGCUCAUCAUCACCAAGUGCGCUGGGAUGAAGAAGCAGGAGGACACACCUGAGGAGGUGGGAUCACAGCGGUUCAGUGUUAAUAUGCCCCACAAGUUCAGCAUCCACAACUACAAGGUGCCCACCUUCUGCGACCACUGCGGCUCCCUGCUGUGGGGCCUCAUGAGGCAGGGCCUGCAGUGCAAAGUGUGUAAGAUGAAUGUGCACAGGCGGUGUGAGACCAAUGUAGCUCCUAACUGUGGCGUGGACGCCCGAGGAAUCGCCAAGGUCCUGUCUGACCUGGGAGUCACACCCGACAAGAUCUCCAACACGGCACAACGCAGGAGGAAGUUGACUCCAGGGCAGGACCCUCCCCAGUCUCCUCCUGAGCUCUCUCAGGCUGAGGAGAACAGCUUCAGCCAGCCAGCUGUCCCCACCUCCCCGUCACAGCAGGACUUGGCAGAGCUGGAUCGCCUGCAGGACGCGCUGUCACUCGACCAGCAGGGACCUCAGCACUCCUCCUCCUCCGCCUCGUCCUCCUCCUCCACCACCUCCUCUUCCUCCUCGUCCUCCUCCUCGGCGGGCAGGGAGAACGGACAGAGCCAGAGGAGGACCCUCAAGGACUUCAACUUUAUCAAGGUUCUCGGCAAAGGCAGCUUCGGCAAGGUGAUGUUGGCGGAGCUGAAGGGGACAGAGGACGUUUACGCCGUCAAAGUCUUGAAGAAGGACGUGAUCCUACAGGACGACGACGUCGACUGCACAAUGACCGAGAAGCGGAUCCUGGCCCUGGCCCGCCGACACCCCUACCUCACCCAGCUCUACUGCUGCUUCCAGACACGGGACCGUUUGUUCUUUGUAAUGGAAUAUGUGAACGGAGGAGAUCUGAUGUUCCAGAUUCAACGAUCUAGGAAGUUCGACGAGCCUCGCUCUCGUUUUUACGCAGCCGAAGUCACCUCAGCCCUCAUGUUCCUGCAUCGUAACGGAGUCAUCUACAGGGAUCUGAAGCUGGACAACAUCCUUCUGGACGCAGAGGGACACUGUAAGCUGGCAGACUUCGGCAUGUGCAAAGAAGGCAUCAUGAACGGCGUGACCACCACCACCUUCUGUGGCACACCCGACUACAUCGCUCCCGAGAUCCUGCAGGAGCUGGAGUACGGCGCCUCCGUGGACUGGUGGGCUCUGGGGGUGCUGAUGUACGAGAUGAUGGCCGGGCAGCCGCCGUUCGAAGCCGACAACGAGGACGACCUGUUCGAGUCGAUCCUCCACGACGACGUCCUCUAUCCCGUGUGGCUCAGCAAAGAGGCGGUGUCGAUCCUCCGGGCGUUCAUGACGAAGAAUCCGGCCAAGCGUCUGGGCUGCGUGGUGAGCCAGGGCUGCGAGGAGGCCAUCAAGACCCACCCCUUCUUCAGAGAGAUCGACUGGAUCCUGCUGGAGCAGAGGAAAGUCAAGCCGCCCUUCAAACCUCGGAUUAAAACCAAGCGGGACGUGAAUAACUUCGACCAGGACUUCACCAAGGAGGACCCCGUGCUGACGCCCACGGACGAGGCCAUCAUCCGACAGAUCAACCAGGAGGAGUUCAAGGACUUCUCCUACUGCGCCCCCGAGGAGACGCACACCUAAGACGCACACACAUUGACACACACACACACAGACACUGAUCCGACAACACUACACCCGGCAUGCACGUACGCACACAUGCUGACACUGCGUAGAUCCAUAAAUCCCUUUACAACACACACACACACACACACCAACACACCAACACAGAGUCACUCCUUUACUUUGAAGCUAUUGGUUGUUGUUACUUUUUGGAAUAUUAUUUACUUGCAUUGUGUUGUUCUUGUUGCCUGGGUUUUAUUAUGAAUAUGAAUAUGAACAUGACUAUGGAUAUGAA
Molecule: messenger RNA, 3343 nt
Organism: Stegastes partitus (bicolor damselfish)
Lineage: Eukaryota; Metazoa; Chordata; Actinopteri; Pomacentridae
Product: protein kinase C epsilon type-like
Exons: 15
Coding region: 829-3069 (746 amino acids)
Biological process (GO): protein phosphorylation
Molecular function (GO): ATP binding; diacylglycerol-dependent serine/threonine kinase activity
Source: RefSeq, a predicted model, not a curated record